AACUUUAGUCAAAAUGGUCUAUUCUUGACCAUAAAGUAACUGUUUGAUGCUUCGUAACGCUUACAACGUAGAGUUUGCGGGUACAAUUGGACGGGCAACGCGUGAAGGGACGUUACUGCACGAGAAUCGUGAAACGGCACGUGAUCAACGAUGGUCGUGGGCUGUCUUAUUUGCUGCCUUUCUUAUAUCUUUCAUUUCCAACGGCAUCCAUGCUUCCUUCGGUGUAAUGUACUCGGUGCUCAUUGCAAAUUUCGACUCGGGACGUGAGGAAACAGCUUGGAUUGGAUCUAUCGCUAUGGGUAUGCUGUGUUUCUUUAGCCCGAUAGCCAGUGUUCUCAUUGAACGGUUGGGAUGUCGAAUGACGAGUAUCAUUGGUGCACUUCUUGCCUCUCUUGGUUUCCUCAUCACAUCGUUUGCUCGAGGCAUAACACUACUUUAUUUUUCACAUGGUUUGCUCUAUGGACUGGGCACUAGUCUUACGUACUCAGCCGCAAUAACAGUUGUUACACGAAGUUUCGACAGAAAACGGAAUAUUGCAACAGGUUUGUGUACUUCUGGAAGUCAAUUUGGCGGGAUAUCCAUCGCUCCUCUUUCCCAAGUGCUGUUCGAUCGCUUGGGUUACGAGUCUACGUUUCGGAUUUUGGCCGGUCUUAUGCUUGUUGUAUCAUUGGUCAGUCUUGUUUAUCGCUCGGAUGUCGGCGAGGAUAGCUCGACAACUGCGUCACCCAAAAAGUCUCUCAGAGAAAUGCUUAAUGUAUGGCGGAGCAAACCUUAUAUCGUGUGGGCACUGGGUACUACAAUAGUCUGUCUGGGAUACAAUAUACCUCGUUAUACUUUGGUAAAAUAUGCAACCGAUCAAGGCAUUUCAAAAGAUGCAUCCGCUUGGCUCAUCUCUUAUUUAUGCGCCUCUUCCGCAUUUGGUCGUAUUUUGUUUGGAAGAUUGUGUGAAUGGUGUCCAAAAGUUGCCUUAUGUCAAGCAUGUAUUCUUGGUUGUGCAAUAUCGACUUGCCUGUAUCCAUUUCUCAAGUCCUAUCUCGCUCUUGUUGUUGUCGUGAUUUUUUUUGGACUCCCGGAUGGUGGCUUUGUUGCCUCUUUGUGUGUUGUCACCACGGAAAUUGUUGGCCUCGGUAAAAUAACCGAGGGAUUUGGUUUUUUGCUGUUUUGUCAAUCGUACUCAAACAUCCUUGGUCCGCCAUUGUCGGGCAUGUUGUACGACACUUAUCACUCUUACAAGGCCGCAUUCUGUUUUGCUGCCGUCCCAGAAGUCAUUGGGAUGUUGUUAAUGUUUCUCAUCCCUUACUAUCAACGAAAUCAGGUGAAGUACACGCAGGAGAUCGCGGAAAACAGCAACAGCGGUAUACUUGAAACUGACGCAACAACUAGCGCGUUGAAUCCCAUCUCCGAGACGCCAAUAUUCGAAGAUUGUGAAACACAACGAGAAAUCAAUCUUGUCAUUAAUUUUGCCUGUGAUGAUCCGAGUCUUCGUCUGGUAAAUGUCGUCAUCAACAAAAUUGGCGGGAACGAAUCGAGUGGAGUAAAGUUUACGUCAGAGAGAGUAAUCAUUGAUGCUGACCAAGAUGGGACAAAUGUAGCGCAAGCAGAUAUGCUCACAUCUCAAGGAAAAUGGUCUUCAGAGAUGGCUGGAGUUGAAAGCGAUGUAACAGGUCAAGUUGAAGCAUCCGAGUGUCAUGACACAUUUCUAUCAAUGGAGAGUCCUGAGAGAAGCACCAGUACACAAACUGUUACGCAUUAUACAAAUAUGGAGACAGAAUGUGCUGUUAGUAGCUGUAAGUCUACUGCCAGUGAUGCUAAUAUUGUUGCGUUCUCCACAGAGUCGCCUGUAGCAUCAACUUCAAACGAAGCGCAACUCGUUGGAGUAGAUGUUAAAAACACUCCUCAGUCUGUUCUUCCCAUUUCUACAUUGCUUUCCGUUCAGAUAAAGUCAUCGGAUGAACGCCUUGAUGCGACAGCAUCGUCUGUUAUACAUAUUACAUCAAGUAAUGUAGACUUGUCACGUGAUGAACAUGAGACACAAGAGAAAAUUAUCAAACCGUCGGACGACGACACGAUACGAUUACCUCCCCCACCCAAACAUGUGAAAGAUGCAAGGGUACGCCACACGUCAAAAAAUGAAAUAUAUGGUUGCUAUGACAGUCACGUGGAUGGCACGCAAGAGGUGACGCCAAGCGUUAAUUUGGAAGAAACAUCUUCAAACAAUCGGUCGGUUUGUCUCUUGGAUUGGACUGGAUCUCCGUCAGAUACGACUAGUUUAAAGACAGAAGUCAUGCAGGGAAAAGAAACUGGCCUUGAACAUGACAUAAAAUGCUUAAAUUCUGAUCUUGCCAGCUCGAAAUUGGGUCUCGAAGCUAAUCUCAGUGCAUUUGAACCAGUAUCGACUGGCUUGGAGUCACCUUGUGGUAGAGCUCAGAAUGACGUGACUGGUUUACCAUCUAAUUUCACAGAACUAACUGGAUUAGAAUCUGCAAUCAAAACCGGAUUAGAAUCUGCAAUCAAUCCAAAUGAGGAACCUCUAAUGUUGAAAAAUUUCUCUUCCGGGUUAAAUGAUCCAUGUCUGUCGCCUGUCUUUUCAACCGAUCAAUCGCGCAUGAGCAAUAUGAAAGAUGAGCUCACCUCGACUCAACUACCAGAACCUUUGAAGCCAACAAGCAUCAACUCAUUCAGCGACAAUGAGAUGCAAGAUCCUGCGAACACGGCUGAAGUCCCGCAAGCAUCCAGUCCAUUAUCGUGCGAAUUGAGUACUGUCAUUGCUGACGUCAUUCAGAGCCUGACGUCACAGCAGUCUGCCAAGUCCAAUAAGGAGUCGAGUGCAUCCACGAACGAGGGAUCUGAAUGUUUUGCUGAUGUUAAAGUGGAUAAAAAGGAGACGACUGAAAGCAAUUUGUUCAAAGCAAAGCAAUGUGAAUUUGCUGACAAGGUUGAGCCUUCAAACCAACCUUCUUUUUACAAAUUUCAAACGCCUGUACUUCAUUCCAUGCAAAGUAUUGUUGCCGAAGGCAGCCCGGAGGAUGUUGCUCUUCUUCAAGAUAUAUCUAUCGAUCUUACCCUUGACAAAGAUCCCUCGUUUGAUUCCCUUGUUACGCUUGACGAUUUAGCUGAGACCAACAAAGACACCUGUGAACCUCAUGUAUCCCAACGUAACUCCUUCAUUCCUUCUCCCUCAAGAAAAGUAUCCUUUAAGACACCAGCAGUUGCAAUUAAUAAAGAGACGAAUACACAGGAAUAUUCACCCAGCAAAGAUUUCUCCCUUCAAGAUCAUCAUUUAUCCCUGGGUGUUCCUAAUCAUUCAUCUUAUGUUUCACAAAGCGAUCCAUCCAAUGGCUUCAGUCAUCCCCAACAGCCUUUUUUUGCUGAAAGUAAGAAACCCGUGGAAACAUCCCAUUCCGAUCCACCAUCCCUCUCUCACACGAACAACGAUGGUUCCCAUCUUGAUUAUUCAUUUCAUUACACUGCGCAUGCGUCAGAGCAAGUAGGCCCGGGAGUUUUUUCUGCCGUUUGUAAUCCCAAUAACAAUGAUGUGUCAUGGACAGACGCGGUUUCAUCAACAUUCGACCGUGUAUCCAAGACAAACGCGGAAUUGUCAAUCCGAGAUCUUUGUAACAUGGAAAAAUCUUCUUUGCAAACGUGUGAAGCAGCAAUACCUAGCCCUGAUUUCACCGCCAGCACGAAAGAUCUUUGCUGGUCAGACACAUGCAAUUCAAACAAAGCAGUCGACCUGAAUCAGGCAAUUUCGUUGAGUCCGAAUGUUUUGUCUUACAGUCCAUGUUCAACUGAACAAAUUGAUGAAGUUUUUAAGACCGAUGCCCAAUGCGACAGGAUGCUGCCGGAAAACUUCCAAAAUCUUGACACCAUCGACGGAGCCACUUUGAACAACUCUAAAAUAACACCGUUUACCACUCAAACUGAUUCAUUUCCUUAUCUCACAACAGAACAAAAAGAUACAAAAACAAGCAUAGAAAAAGACGUUUUUUAUGAAUCGACUAGUGUGCGCUCAGAUUGUCCCGUCGAUGUUGUGAUUGAAGACACAAUAUUUCUUGAGAUUGUUCCAUCGAACUCUGCUCAAGAGGGGGAUAACUUUUCAGCUCAAGAAUCAGGCAACUAUACAAUCAAUCAAUUGCACAAUAAGUUGCCAAAAUCCCUCGAGUCGACGAAUCCAUUUUAUCAAGAUGUUCAGUUAUUUUGCAGCCAUGCUUCGUUCAUAGAAAUGUCUUUAAGUGGAAAAGAUUUUAUUGAAGAAAACGAAAGAAGUUUGAAGUCACUUGGCUUAGUCAAUGGAGACUUGCAACUGCCACAUGGCCGAAAAAUGAAGUUUCGCGUUCGUUGUAACAAGCGAAGAUUUAACAUAGAGAUUCUUGAGGAAAACGCCUCUGUCCAACAUCUUAAAGACGCCAUUUGUCGAGAGUUGUCUUUAAACCAUGCUUCAUUCAUAGAAAUCUCUUUGAAUGGAAAGGAUGUUAUUGAAGAAAACGAAAGAACUCUGAACUCGCUUGGCUUAGUCAAUGGAGACUUGGUAUAUGCUCAUUGCGAUGUUGAGGAUGAAUCCAAAGAUUUCAGUUUGUUGUUUUUGGAAGAACUCGUUCAAAUGGGAUUUAAUAAGGAAAAAGUUGAGUCAGCUCUUAAAGAUGUUAACUACUGCAGUAUCGAAGAAGCAUUAGAUAUUUUGGCGACAGGCAAUGAUAAAAAGACCAUGCAAAGCUCAAAUCGAAAAAUUGACAUUAGACAUGAAGGGCCUUCCUCUUCUAAACAUGUUGCUCAAGUUGAAACUGACGUCCGCCUUGUUCCAGAUGCUGCAUGCAACACUGCUUUUUGUCGUGAUGGUGUUUCCUCCACUUUGGAAAUGUUGUAUGACAAAGCCAAUAUUCAGACUGCAAAUGAUGCGCUUUGUGUCAUUGUUCAUGCUUUGAUGCUUGAGUCAGGAUUUUGUUUAAAGGGUCUUGGUGAGUCUGAUUCUCCUGAAAUUUUACCAUCUGGCUGGAAUGAUGGAGAUAUAGUGAAACUACACUAUGUACAUCAUCUUACCUCAAGCAUUGUUUGUCAACUGAUAUUUUCCGAACUUGGUCCAUUUAUCUAUGCAUAUGUCUGUUCAAAGGAGCUGAAAUCCAGCACUUAUCAAGUCAAGUUGAAAGUCUCCCAUUACAUUCGUUCAGAUGUACCAAUAAAGAAUGGUGCGAGAUCAACAACUAGAAAUCUGCACAAAUUAUCGACAACUGUGAAGAAUAAUCUCAUUCAUCCUUUCCAUGCUAAUUUACUAUCACAUCUUGGUGUCAUUUCGCCAUAUUCGUUGCAUGGCUUACCUCCUGAGAUUCAGUUGAUGAUUUUGAGCCUGCUCCCUGUUCGUGGUGUUCUCUCAUUAUCGGCGACUUGUAAAGCACUUCAUGUUGUAUGCAACGAUGAGAAACUAUGGCAGUACUUUUGUCAACGAGAUUUCGCUGCUGAAAGCAAUGAUCGAAGUUGGAAAGAGUUUUACAAAAAGCGCUACAAACAACGUCAACAAUACCGACUAGAUACAAGAACCCCCAUCUAUCAGCCAAUCAUCCAAAGUGUUCCACCUCCUUUAAAUCCAUUCCUACCACGAGUACCCCAAAUUUUAGAGUUAAUGCUAUAUGGAGAGGGGGAGCCAUGGAGCGAAUAUCCUUUUUAUCAAUCCACAUCCAUGCCAAUUAUUGAUCAUAUAUGCCAUUCAUGCAUCAUUCAUCCACCAUCCAUCGCAUUCAUCCAUCCAUCCCAUUCAUCCAUCAUCCAUCCCAUUCAUCCAUCAUCCAUCGAUCAUCCAUCCCAUCCAUCCAUUAUCCAUCCAUCAUUCAUCCAUCAUCCAUCCCAUUCAUCCAUAAUCCAUCCCAAUCAUCCAUCAUUCAUCCAUCAUCCAUCCCAAUCAUCCAUCGUCCAUCCAUUAUUCAUCCAUCAUUCAUACAUCAUUGAUCCAUCAUCCAUCCCAUUCAUCCAUCAUCCUUCCCAUUCAUCCAUUAUCCCCAUCCAUUAUUCAUCCCAUUGAUCCAUGAUUUCUGUCAUUUAUUUGAGCAAUGUUUGCAAAUGUUAAGAAUAAUACUUUUGUAAUUAUGUUGCACAAUAAUAUCGGUUGAAACUAAAUGUA
Molecule: messenger RNA, 6109 nt
Organism: Xenia sp. Carnegie-2017
Lineage: Eukaryota; Metazoa; Cnidaria; Anthozoa; Malacalcyonacea; Xeniidae
Exons: 17
Coding region: 47-6010 (1987 amino acids)
Biological process (GO): transmembrane transport
Molecular function (GO): protein binding; monocarboxylic acid transmembrane transporter activity
Source: RefSeq, a predicted model, not a curated record